Molecule: messenger RNA, 5313 nt
Organism: Ostrea edulis (European flat oyster)
Lineage: Eukaryota; Metazoa; Mollusca; Bivalvia; Ostreida; Ostreidae
Product: palmitoyltransferase ZDHHC8B-like
Exons: 8
Coding region: 296-2026 (576 amino acids)
Biological process (GO): protein palmitoylation
Molecular function (GO): palmitoyltransferase activity
Source: RefSeq, a predicted model, not a curated record
AUAUUUGAUCACUGAUAUUCUUACGCGGUUAAAAAACACAGUUUUCAUUUGGAAUUGUCAAUGUUACGUUUAAUGUAAAGAACAUUUUAUACUAUUUUCAAAAAUAUGUCAUUCCAUAUUGACAUUGAUUCUUAAAAAGUACGUAUAUUAUAUAAGAACUAUUUCUUUCAAUGAAGUGUAAGUGUGAGUGUUAUGCGGUCAAUGGAGGAUACCAAACAGUGUCGAGAGCCGAAAGAUUUCCAAUCACACCAUGCACUUCAGCAGUUAUGAGAAGUAGACGUUGCCACGGAAGAAAAUGUCGAGUAAACUGAUUCCUGCAAUAUGUGCCUGGGGUUUGACGGUUGGGACCACAGCUCUCUUCUUUGUUUUCGUCUGUCCUGCCUUGAUAGACAUUUCCAUGACAUACACAUUAGCGAUUCCAAUAUACGAGGGCAUUCUGUCGCUGUUCGUUGUACUCAACUUUGGACUUGCUACUUUUAUGGAUCCGGGAUAUUAUCCAAGAGCACACGAAGAUGAAGUAAAAGAUGAUGAUUUUCGAGCGCCAUUGUACAAGCCGGUGGAAAUAAAUGGCAUAGCUGUUAGAAUGAAGUGGUGCACUACUUGUCAGUUCUACAGACCACCCAGAUGUUCUCAUUGUAGUGUGUGCAAUAAGUGCAUAGAGACAUUCGAUCACCAUUGUCCAUGGGUGAACAACUGUAUAGGACGAAGGAACUAUAGAUUUUUUUUUCUUUUCUUGUGUUCAUUAUGCAUUCACAUGAUCAGUGUUUUCUCAUUCUGCUUGGUGUAUGUGCUUAGACACAAAGAUAAUCUGAAAACUGUUGGCAAUAUUGUAGCAUUAAUUGAUAUGAUAAUUAUUGGAUUACUAUUAUUUCCUGUGUCGGGAUUGACUGGCUUUCACAUUGUGUUGGUGUCGAGGGGGAGAACUACAAAUGAACAGGUGACAGGAAGGUUCAAAGGAGGACACAAUCCUUUCACCAAAGGAUGCUGUUUGAAUUGUAAAUAUACAAUAUGUGGACCCAUGUGGCCAAAAUUAUCAUUGUAUGUGCCUAAACACAGAACAUUGUCAUUAGAUGCUAUUAAAGUGAAGUACACAUCUGCCAACAAAGACAUCAAGCUAUACUCGGACGUCAGCACCAACGGUGUGAAGAGGAACAUGGCAGUGGUCAACCAAAACGCCCCUCGCACUCCACUUCUGUUGGAUCACCAAGACGACCUACAUAGCCAGGGAAGUAGCCAAUCAACAGGCUCAGAAAUCCAUGAUUAUCGGCGGUCUGAUUCUUAUACAAAUCUUUUUGACACUUCACAGUCUCAGCCUGUUUCCUCCAUGUCCAGUAAUCAUCAUGUUGAUAAAGCAUGUCGUGGACCACCUGUUAUUCAUCAGCCUCAUAUAGAACAAUCACCACAGAGAGGCCGGAGGGGUAAACAACAGGAUGGCCAUGCACCCAUGGCUCUUCCUGAGGAAUCCCUAAUGGGGUCGCCUUCAAAAUUUUCUCCACCUCCCAGAAACAUAUUAAAUAGUCCAGGUGUAGAUAGAAGUAUGAAUAUCCAAUCACGCCAAGAGACUGGACGUUCACAACCUCAGUAUCGGUCGCGAGAAUCUCCAGGGUACAACAAAUCUCCACACUAUAGUCAGCAAAAUGGACACCGUCGAGAGCGGACGUCCAGUGCUGAGGGCUCUUUAGACAGUGUAGACCGGAGACCCCUAAUGAAUUCCUCUGUGUCCUCUGGAUACAACUCCAGGUCAUAUGAUGUUUCCCCUGUAGGGAGGAGUCGGACUCUACCAAGCAAUCAGGGGGGGUUCUUUGACGAUGAUCCAAGAACCGCCAAGAGACCCAUGUCUUUUGUUAAGGCACUAGAAGUGAGUCAGUUAGUAGAACAAAAUCAGCAGGGGAUGAAGAACUCUAAUGCUCAAAGCAGGAAACCCCCACUGCACUUGCAGGGGACCCAACACCACAAACAGAAAAGUAGGCACAGAGAGGGCAAGAAAAAGACCGUGUACGACACAAGCUUUGAAGUUUCUGUCUAAAGAUGUGAUAUAUACCUUUUUUUAUCUUAAUUUUAUGUUUGUUUUUCAUUUAUUGAAGAAGAGGAAGUGGAGUUUAAUGUAUGUGUAUGUUCGAAUGCUGAUGUGUCUGAAGAGUCUGUUAUCAUCAUGUGACCUAGUCUCAGUCCCAAUGUCCUCCAGUAAGGAUCAUGUUUCGCCCGUUUUUAAUUGGAUUAUCUGUAUUUUGUUGUAUCAUAUUGUAACCAUGUCCAUUUUAGAGUGAAAUAUUAUUGCAAGUAUUUUAUGAAGCGAUUUUAAAAUGGUAUAUUAGUGUUUGGAAGUGCUUCCUUUGUUUAUGAAUUAACACUUGCUACAUACAUGUCUAUGUUAUGUGGACCAAAGUGCAUUAUGACAUAAUACAUGCUCUAAAGGCAUCAUUAAAUUUGGGGGGAAAAAUCUGUCAGAGAAAAUUAAGAUGAGUGAUACACUAUUGACUGUUUAUCUUGUGUGGAGUACUGUGGGGCCAUUCUCAUUGUGAAUUCACUACAAGGCUCGCUUAGCAGCCAUGUUGUGGUAGUGGGGAAAACUUUAGUGGUAGAGAGAAUAUAUUAAAGGUUGUGUGCUGUGUUUAUUUUUGUAGAUGAAUCAAUUUUAAAAAUGUGAUGUGUGUUUUAAGUGCAGUCUUGUACAAAUUUUAAACAUACUGUUUUAUUAAUUUCUAGAGAUACAGAUGCCGUUAACAAAUGUUUGCUGUGCAGUUGUAUGUAGGUAUGCAAUGCCAUCUGGGGGUAAACUUGAACCAGACACAUGUACCUAGACCAUCCCAUUUACAUUGCCAUUGUCUAAUUGCAUAGUCAAAGUUUUGCAGGGGAUUUCUUUACUUAUACAGGCCUAUUAUAGAAUCAGAAAUAAUCAUGUUCAUCAAAAUUACAAAGUUAUGUGAAAGCAAUUAAGAUUUAUUAAAAAAAAUUUGUUUUAUCUUUUAGUUUGAUUUUAUCAGAUUAGUCAAAAUGUUUUACCAGAGAAGCAAGUGGAAAGAAGUUUUAUAAUUUUGCUCAUGAUCUCAUAAUUUGGAAAUUGUUAUAUCAGAUGAGUUACUAUAGAAUAGAUUGUUGAUGGAGUGUCUGCAUCUUGGAGAAGGUAAAGAGAUAAUUUUCAUAACACAUAUACCAUUUGAUUAUCAUUUAAGUGGGAACAUCAAUCUCUAUUAGUAGCUGGUUUUUAUCAUGGCAAAUAGACAACAGUCUUGGUAGUUAAUACAGUAGGCCAGGUCUUCUCUGUGAGGGAUUUCAUUUUAGAUUCGGGCAGUUAUGUGAAUAUGUUGACGUGUUGAAAUAUGUUAUACAUGUAAUACAAAAACCGCAUUGAAAUGCAUUUUUGAAUAUUGAUAUAUUAUACAUUAUCCUUAUAAUGUAGUGCAUGGUAUCUUUUCCAUGAUUUCCCUCUUUUUGUGCUGUUUGGUUAUUUAAACAAUGAAAUGUGUUUUUGUUGUCAUUAUUUGGGAUGCCUUAUAUGAAAUGGGUAUUUUCUGCAGGUGGAAAUUUUUGCAAUACGGUCAGUAAGAGGUACCAAAUUAUAUUUUGCGUUUUCAUUUUCUGCAGUUGUAUUAUCCCUAUCUAUACCUAUAUGCAUCAAUAUAUGAUUUUUGCGAUUGUAAUUUUUGUGAAUUUUUCAUAUCCACAAAAAAUGGACAAUUGCAAAAAAUACCCAUUAUACGGUAUCACUGAUGCCAGCAUUUAUAAGAUGCAGAUUAGUGCAUCAUGCAAAUUUUCUGACAUAGUUGUGACCACCAUUUCUCCCAAUAAUGACAACAAAACCACAAUUAAUUGUUUAUAUUUACAUCAAAUCAGCUGACAACUAAAUGUGUUUUUGGUCUGUAACCACGAAUGUUAUUGACUUGUAAACUUAAAAAUCUACAACAGAGUUGGUAUAGAAGAAAUAUGUUGAAUGUAAAUAUUUCGAAAUAUUCUAUUUUGGACAACGUAGUAAUUGUAUACAUAUCAGACAUAUUAAAAAAGUGAUAAACUUGAAUACCCAACUUUUCCUGCAAAUAUUUACUUUAUUGAAAUAUAUUGUGAAAUAAAAAUUCUAACAAUGCUCACCAACCCUUUUGAUUUCACAAUUAGAUUAAGAUCCUGGAGAAAUUCAGUUGCUGUCCUUUAUUCCCUUGCUUUUGUUUAUCAUGUCAAUGUGUAUCAACAACACAGAUCUUGUGUUAAUGAAGUCUAAGAAAAACAUCCAUAUCUACAGUACUGUUUAGACAAAGAAAUUGUGACUGGAUGAUCGAGAAUAGAGAUUGUCUCUGGAUGACUGAGAAUAUAGAAAUUGUCAUGUGUGUUCAGUUCCCUUUGCAAGAAUCUGAAGUCAAUAAAAGGGAUGUUAAUUAAAUUUCCAUAAUGUGGUCAUACAUGUAGCUGGCAAAACAACAUAAAAGGAUGGUCAUGUAAAUUAGCACCUAAUAUGAAACGUUGAAGGAUAGUCCAACUUUGCCACUGUAAACUACCACGUUUUUCAUCAGUGUCUUGAUUUAAUAUGGCAUAUAGUUGUCUGAAGUGUUUUAUAUUUUAGCUCUCGUUGCAUUGAAAAAAAAAUAUUGCAUGAAGAGAAUGCAUUUAACAAACAUUCAUUUUUAAAAAUAAACAAAAUGGCAGGUUGAAUAUUGUAUGCCAAAAUCUGUAUGUACUUAAUCCUUGUAUACUGUACCCGAAGAAUCUAUAGUAGGUUGGAGCAUAGGUACAAUUAAUGGAGCCCAUUUUCAUGUUGCUAUGCAUGUACAUAUUGGGGCGGUACAUGUCAUGUUAAUACUAUUUAAGAUGGUGGGUUACCACCAUAAAAUUCUACAUUCCUGAUAGUAGAAAAUUAGUAGUUUUUCAUACAAAAUAUAUUAUGUGAGCAAUUGAAAUUUUUUUAUCAUGUUUGUAUAAUUUGCAAUCAAAUUUGAAGUUUGAUGUGGAGUAUAUGACCUAGAAAAUUUGAAGCAAUAUGUUAGUAUAGUUUUCAAAAUUCAUCAAAUUUUUGGAAAGAAAGACAGCAGUGUUUUAAAUGGUUGGAAAUUGUCUUGAAUAGUGAAAUUUCCCCUUGACAUUGUGAUUUUCUGUCUGUAACUUAGAAUAGUUCAAACCACUGAGAAACGGAGAAGCUGCUCCUCUGAUUCCUGAUGAUGCAUGUAUUGUGUUGCUGCUGCUCACUCGCAAACAUUGGUGUGCUUGGACUAUUUAUUGGUGUUGAGCAGAUGCAUCUGUCAACUGGCUUGUUUUAUACUUUUAACAAGGGUAUUAUCACAAUGUUGUUUUAUACAGAUGUAAUAAUAAAUAUUUAUGUAACACUUA